AUGGGGGCUCUGCAAACAGUACGCAGUCUAUCCAGGGGCACCCCAUCGAUGAAGAGCAUUCCUGUGAAGGGAGUAAUUCCCAUGUUUGUUCUCCACGCAGGGAAAGGGAAAAAGACGGGCUUUCCCCCAAGGUGCAAUGGAACGGCCGGCAUAUGCAGAAGAAGAAGUGUUGCUGGCAUUGCGUCCACGGGGGUGGAUCCCACAGGAAGUAACCAACGUAAGGACAACUCGAACGGGGGAAGAUCAAUGAUAAAUCGAAGGAACCAUGUGAACAAUCCAGCAAGUUACCCCUCCAAUAACCUCCGUAACCAUAGCGUUCGAUGCUACGCCAAUUGGGUGACGGCCAUCCAGCUUCCCGACAAGGUAAAGCAGAACCUAACUGCAUAUGUAACGUUAUCUAGGCUGCACAUCCCAACAGGGGUACACCUUCUCCUGAACUCAGCCCUUUAUGGUUACUUCCUAACCCUGCCAGUGGAAAGUCUAUUCACCACCCCAGGGAAUGAACUCAAUUGGGAGUCUAUAUACAAAAUCGGAAGAGACAUCGCCCUGUUUGCCUUUGGCAGUCUGAAUAGCCGUAUCGUUGGCUGCAUAAUAAAUGACCUCUUUGACAGAAAAUAUGACAGACAUGUUGAGAGAACAAAAAACAGACCACUAGCAAAUAACACCGUUACGAUGACAAGAGCAUUUACCUACCUAGGUAUCCACUCGGCAUUGUCUCUCCUAACCCUCUUUCAGUUUAGUCCGCAGACCAUUUACACAGGAUUACUUUCCACCGCGUUCAUCAUUUCGUAUCCUUUAAUGAAGCGAAUAACUUACUACGCACAGGUCUAUUUGUCGAUCACCUUUAAUCUUGGCUUUUUAAUUUCCUGCAGCGUGAAUAUAGACCUCGCUGCGAAUGUGCUUCCCCUAUGUGUCAGCUUUUUGCCUUUGUGUUAUCUGACCAUAAUAUAUGAUACGAUAUAUGCUCACCAGGAUAAAUGGGAUGACAUAAAGUUGAACCUGAAGUCGCUGGCUAUAAAAUGGGGGGAUAACACAUUGAAGUAUUCGAAACUGUUAGCCGUUAACAUGAUUUAUCUGUUUUAUUUGUCUGGAUACCUCUUCGAUAUGCACUACUCUUACUACGUCAUGUCGACCUGCAAUGUGCUCUACUUGUUGCAUUGCAUUAGUAAGACUUCGCUGGACGACAGGGAGAAGUGCAUGGCCUUUUUCAAAAACAGCAAGAAUAUUCUGAUGUUCUUUGCGCUCUCCGCGUUGGUCGCCAAGGGGUGUCAAGCGUACCAAAGGUUGGGAGAAGGAACACAGAAAGAUCCCCCACAAGUGGAGAAGAUACCCACAGGGAAGUAA
Plasmodium coatneyi is the source of this 1344-nucleotide messenger RNA. RefSeq names its product 4-hydroxybenzoate hexaprenyltransferase. The transcript has a single exon. Gene Ontology annotation, cellular component: mitochondrial inner membrane. The record is from RefSeq and is a predicted model, not a curated record. Bases 1 to 1344 code for a protein of 447 amino acids. Gene Ontology annotation, molecular function: transferase activity, transferring alkyl or aryl (other than methyl) groups. NCBI's taxonomy places the organism in Eukaryota, Apicomplexa, Aconoidasida, Haemosporida, Plasmodiidae. Gene Ontology annotation, biological process: ubiquinone biosynthetic process.